CGGCCGUUCCGCGUCCUCGGCGUGCAGCAGAUCGCCAUCGGCGGGCCGUCGAAGAAGGCGCUCGGCGGGCUCUGGCACGAGCUGCUCGGCAUCACGAAGCUCGGCGAGCACACGUCGUCCGUCGACAACGUCGCCCAGGACGUGCUGAGCGUCGGCCCGCGGCCCUUCAACGUCGAGAUCGACCUCAUGCAGCCUCUGGACGCGUCCGCGAAGCCGAACCCCGCGGCGCCGGCGUUGCAUCACGUCGGCCUCUGGGUCGACAAGCUGCCCGAGGCCGUCGCCUACCUGGAGGCGCGGGGCGUCGACUUCGUCGGCGGGGAGAACGCCGUGCGCCGCGGCGCGGCGAACUGCGACAUCGCGUUCAUCCACCCCAAGGGCGGCGGCCAGGGCGUGCUCGUCGAGCUCGUCCAGGCGCCGCCGGCCGUG
Molecule: messenger RNA, 426 nt
Organism: Aureococcus anophagefferens
Lineage: Eukaryota; Pelagophyceae; Pelagomonadales; Pelagomonadaceae
Exons: 1
Biological process (GO): L-methylmalonyl-CoA metabolic process
Cellular component (GO): mitochondrion
Molecular function (GO): methylmalonyl-CoA epimerase activity
Source: RefSeq, a predicted model, not a curated record